Molecule: messenger RNA, 2830 nt
Organism: Parathielavia appendiculata
Lineage: Eukaryota; Fungi; Ascomycota; Sordariomycetes; Sordariales; Chaetomiaceae
Exons: 2
Coding region: 237-2438 (733 amino acids)
Biological process (GO): transcription by RNA polymerase III
Cellular component (GO): transcription factor TFIIIC complex
Molecular function (GO): protein binding
Source: RefSeq, a predicted model, not a curated record
CUCAAAUACACAAACGGACAAAAAGGCGGGACAAUGCCGGUUAUGCAUUUGUAGCAUCCUAUGCGAUCUUAACUGUCAAACGACUUGCUCGCUCGGAACUUUUGAACCCACAGCCUAUUUUCGUCGGCGCUACACCCGGCCUGCACUGCAGUGGGGCAUCGCCAAUAUCCCUAGCAGCCCCCAUCUCUCACAGCAAACUCGACGCUCACAUUGGCCGGACUUCCCAUGCCCUCGCAAUGCGCCUCAGGAGCACACGGGGCGUCAGAAAGCGCUACGUCGAAGAACCCGUCAUCUUCGACGACGAUGAAGACCCCAUUAUUGUGACCGAGACCCAAACCAAGGACGAUGCCGACUUUGAGGCUCCGUCGGACAGUCCCCAGGCCGACGAGGAUGCCAAAGACGAUGAGGACGAGGCUGAAUUCCCGAGUGAGGAGGAGGAAGAGGAAGUGUCAGACGGCCCAGGAGCCAGUGACCAAAAAGACCAGUCGAGCCAGCCCAAGAGGCACCGCAAUACGGGCGCUGGCAUGAUCCAGAGCCGCAAAGGUUUCCACGACAUUCCCCACUACCCGCUGGAGACGCGCAUCGUCACUCGCGUUUACGCAGGGCCGCUCAGGCGAUAUGCCCGCUACAGUGCCCUCCGGGAUGCCAUGUACGGCCCCGAGUAUGAGCGCAUCAAGGUCAUUUGGGACCUCGAGAUCCGCUGGGCAGACUUUCCGGUCCUGCCCCCAAGGCUUCCCCCAGAAGACCAGCAUGGUGUCGUACCGAGCCCGUGGCUGCCUCCUGGGUUUGAGAAGACCCAGGAAGUUAGGGCCUCCAUCUGGUACAACGACUAUCAGAACAGUAGUCCAGAGGUCCAGCAGUCCCGCGUGCUAAGCCCUGAAGAUGGCCAACGGUUAAUACCCCAGGCCGGAGGCGAUAUCGUCACACUCGUUGGCCCUUGGGACAGGCAGAAACAGUUCACACUCAGCCAAGGCGGUAGUCUGCCGCUCUCGCCAAUAGGCCUCCCGGUCAACGACUCCGACUCGGGCGAGAACACGCCGAGUGGCUGGAUGCUUGAUGUGGGCGGCAUCCCGCUCGCCAUGUCGUGGGCUCCCUUGGCCCGGCAAGAUAUACAGUUGCUCGCUGUGGCGACAGUUCCUUUCUCAGACCAGGCAGUGAGCAGCCGAGACAAGGCAAACACAGACGAAGCAGCACAGUCGGCAGGCUGCAUCCAGCUCUGGGAGUUCGUCCCUGAGAGGCGCCCAGGGCAGCUUGCCGCUCCCUCAAUACACCCGCCAAGAUUGCUUGGUACCAAUUGUUUUGACUGGGGCAGGCCAAAGCGGCUGGAGUUCUGCCCCAUUCCGCAGGAUCAGUUUGGCCUCUACGGGAUCCUUGCCGUUCUUUGCGGCGACGGGACGGCGCGCGUCAUCGAAGUCAGAAAGGCGGAUGAAGCAGACGCCCCUUUUUAUGAAUGGAUCGACUCGCCCGUCGUCACUCUCGGUCUUACCGAAGACUACAACGUUAGCGUCACCUGCCUAAGCUGGGUGAAUACGAACCGCCUCGUCCUGGGCCACUCGGACGGCUCCGUCACGCUGUGGUCCAUUUUCCCGCGCCAGCUGCUGCAGCGCGUCAAUGUUCAUACCACCUACAUUAUCGACAUCUGCUCUGCGUACCCGUCGAACCCUUACCUCGUCGCGUCCGUCCCAGUCGGCGGCUGCGCCACCCUCACAGAUCUGUCCCAGCCGAGCUCCGAGUUUACCUACUUCCCCGUCCCGGCCAUCAGCUUCCAGCCGAACCUGCUGUGUUGGAGCGAACCCUUGCAAGGGUUCAUGGCGCUGUACCCGUCGUCGACGCCCAACACGACCAUCGCCUUUCUCCACUACCGCUACUUCUGCCAGGCCCGCAGCAUGGCCACCGGCCCGAACACACUCAUGUGCGUCUCAGCAGGGGCAACACAUCCCUUCAUCCUGGUCGGUUGCGCAGACGGAUCCAUGUUUGCGUGCAACGCGCUGCAGAAACUCUUCCGGCAAAAGGGCGAGCCACUGCGUAAAUUGAGGGUGUUUGAGCACGAGUAUAGGCCGAUCGAUUCCGAGUCCACGCUUCAGCCGCCCCGUGAGCAAGGCGCUCCGAUGUUGAGGGGCGCAGCGAGGAUCCUGCAGGGGUUUCUCCCAGAGGAGAACGACGAUCCCAGGACGGAGAAGCGGAAAGAGAUGGACAGGAAGAAGCGUGCUGCAAAGAAAAAAGGGGAGGGCAAGAAGAAGAAAGCAGGCGCGGAGGAGGAUGAGUAUGAAGACCGCGAAGCCGAGCUGGACGAGAGGCUUGCAUCUCGGGUGGUCAUCCACGAGCCGCUAACACGGUUGACGACAAUCCAGUGGAAUCCCAACGUGCAGUUCAGCACCUGGGCGGCAUGCGCCAUGGCCUCGGGGUUGAUCAAGGUCAUGGAUCUCGGGGUGGAGUAGCACCUGGCCAUGCGGUGUCCUUCUUUCCUGAUCUCGAGCCAGCGGUCAUCUUCACCAUGGCGAUCCCAGUCUAACAAGUUCCACCAGCCUCUCCGGUGAGCCGAUAGAUGGCAGAAACCUUUUGCUCGAAUUUCGGUUCAGCAACCAAGCAGUCGUUUUGAUACCCUUUGUAUCAUCAAGACAUAAGGUGUCCUCCAAUCAGCAGGGAAUGUCAACACAUCUAUUUGUCUGCGCCCGGCCUCUCUGCUUUCGCCCAACCUCUAUGCUCUCGCCCAACCUCUAUGCUCUCGCCCAACCUCUAUGCUCUCGCCCAACCUCUAUGCUCUCGCCCAGCCUCUAUGCUCUACCCAUCUGACACUGUGCUCCAAGAACACUAUGGUGAAAGUCAAAAG